Hevea brasiliensis (rubber tree) is the source of this 1427-nucleotide messenger RNA. RefSeq names its product NADP-dependent alkenal double bond reductase P2. The record is from RefSeq and is a predicted model, not a curated record. Lineage: Eukaryota; Viridiplantae; Streptophyta; Magnoliopsida; Malpighiales; Euphorbiaceae. The transcript has 5 exons. Gene Ontology annotation, molecular function: 2-alkenal reductase [NAD(P)H] activity. Bases 107 to 1147 code for a protein of 346 amino acids.
UUUCCACUUCCUUCCUCACAAACCUACUAUAAAGCCCAAGUGGAAUUGCCAUCUCCCCGGUCCACUGUGUAGGCAGUAACAAUUGCAGGAAGAGAAGAGAUAGAGGAUGGCGUUUAGUGGUGAAGUAAGCAACAAACAGGUGAUAUUCAGAGACUAUGUGACUGGUUUUCCUCAAGAAUCUGACAUGUGCUUCACCACUGGUACUGUAAAACUCAAGGUACCAGAAGGUUCUAAUGGUGUUCUUGUCAAGAAUCUCUAUCUCUCCUGUGAUCCUUACAUGCGAAUCUUGAUGGGGAAACAUGAGGUUUCCAGCUCAUUUUCCUCCUAUACUCCAGGCUCUCCACUUACUGGGUAUGGAGUGGCUAAAGUUUUGGAUUCAGGAAACCCAGACUUUAAAGAAGGGGACUUGGUUUGGGGAAUAACUGGAUGGGAAGAGUACAGUCUCAUCACAACACCACAAGCGCUCUUUAAAAUUCAGCAUACUGAUGUUCCCCUUUCAUACUAUACAGGAAUUCUUGGUAUGCCUGGAGUGACUGCUUAUGCUGGUUUUUAUGAGGUUUCUUCUCCCAAGAAAGGAGACCGUGUUUUCAUUUCAGCAGCCUCUGGCGCUGUUGGUCAGCUUGUUGGCCAAUUUGCAAAGUUGAUGGGCUGUUAUGUUGUUGGAAGUGCUGGAAGUAAAGAAAAGAUUGAUUUGUUAAAGAAUAAGUUGGGGUUUGAUGAGGCCUUCAAUUAUAAAGAGGAGCACAACUUGGAUGCUGCUUUGAAAAGAUGCUUCCCUGAAGGCAUAGACAUCUAUUUUGAAAAUGUUGGUGGGAAAAUGCUUGAUGCUGUUCUUCUCAACAUGAGAGUCCAUGGCCGCAUUGCUGUAUGCGGAAUGAUCUCACAGUACAACCUUGACCAGCCUGAAGGUGUUUGUAAUUUGAUGUCUAUUGUUUAUAAACGGGUCCGCUUAGAAGGAUUUGCAGCACCUGAUUAUUAUCCCCAAUAUCCCAAGUUUUUGGAUAUUGUGCUGCCCUACAUUAGAGAAGGGAAGAUUACAUAUAUUGAAGACAUUGUUGAAGGACUGGAGAAGGGCCCUGGAGCCAUCAUAGGCCUUUUUAAGGGUAGAAAUGUUGGAAAACAGGUGAUUGUAGUUGCUCAUGAGUGAUUGGAUCCCUGUUAUGUGUAUGUUUUUGCCUUAAUGAUAUAAAAUCUGCAUCUGUUGAAGUACUGGCAUUUUAGCUCCAACAUUGAAGGAUUUUUUUCUUUAAGCAUGAAGACCAGCAGAAAAUCUUGGAAUAAGCUGGCAUUAGUUGUUAUUUAUUAAAUUUUGAAUUCAGUUGCAACAGCUCUGUAUUUUAAGCAAAAUGAUAGCCGAAGUUGUGGUGAAGUUCUGUGUAUAUAUGACUUUGAAUGAAAUAAAAGAGUCGAUCUUUCAACCGAAAAAA